AUGGGGGUUCGUCGCCCUUCUCCGCAUCAAUCCCGACCCCAGCUGGGAGCCAGGAGAAGGGACCCUCACACCGAUCGAAACAGAGCCCUUGAUGGCGCACCCGGUCGUCCUGCUGAAAGCUCACAUCCACAAAAUCGAACCAAACAGCAUGUGCCCGAACAUUUCCUUUACAAACCCGCGUUCGGGUCAUCACUUCCUAAUAGGACUUCAGAGUUGAGGCUGCGAAAGCCCCCAUGUGAUGAGAACGCCAUGAGAUCCAAGGAAUCUCUUCAUCGCCCUCAGAUUGAUCAGGCUAUGGACCUAAGAAUGACCAGUACUCGCCCGAGAGUCCAAGUUCUUUCCGCAAGGGACGGCCAACCUCAGAGAUCUCCGCAAGCGCAACACGGGACUAGAGAUUCACCAGCUGGACUCAAACUGGCACCUCGAAACGACUACUCAGCUGAAAGAAACACUUUCCAGCAAUCCGCCGAAAAGUAUGGCAGCGAAUAUCACUCUCAUGUCAGCUCGAGGUCAGAUUCUGGUAGCGGUAAUGAUUACGACUACCCGACUUCCAGGCCCUCGGGCCUCGAGGAUACCGCGAAUACAAGUAGUCAUAUUCAUUCUAUGGUGAGAAAUCCUUUCAAUCAGUCGAACGCUCCUACUGGACCGAUACACGCCGUAGACCGAAGCAGCGUUAUGUCGCCUAGGGAGUUUCCAAUCGACCAGAUGGAAUAUGGUACUGAUAUCCAGUCAAGAGUAGCAGAUGCGGGGGGUGGCAAAAGGGGUGCUGAGGGUAACAAUUUCCGCGGCCUUCAGAAGAAAAGUCCCUUCGCCGGUCUCAAAGGGCUGAAAGAACUGACACUGCGGUCAAACUCUUUUGCCUAUGCAAUGCCAGCAAAUCGCGAAACCAAAGAUUCCAACCGGAGCGCUCCAUCCUCGAAGUCAGGUUUAAGAAAGAGGCAAUUCAUUUCUCCAUCAAGCUCGCACUUCGCGUCCUCUUCCACAAAAACUCAGGAAGAAGCGGCUAGCAUCAACGAUUUGCUAAGCGUGGUAGGGGAGAAAAACAAAAAUCUGGUAGAAGACUUGGAUCAUGCCGUCAAAGAAAACCAAUCCCUGAGAGCUCAAAUCGACGUGAGUGAAACGGAGAGAAGGCGAUCCCGAGAAAGCUUAAAAGAACUUACUAGUAAGAUUUUGACCGGGAAAGCAAAACUGGAUGAAAACUUCAGCGAAAUGAAAUUCCAAGUUAGAGACCGCUUCGCACUAGAAAAAAGACAAUCUGAGCUUUCCUCACAAGAGAUAGGCUGUCUUCGAAAAGAAAUCCACGAAUCUCUCGAAGCUUUCCGCAGUCUUCACGAAAAAUCAAGUAUUCAGGAUGAUGAAAUCGCCGAACCCGAAGGUCUUCGUAGUAGCUUUCAAGAUGCACGCAAAGCAAUCAAUGUUGCCAAAGAAGUAGAUGAAGAUCGGAAGAAAAAACAAAUGGUGAUUGAAAUUCUGCGCAAGGAGGCAAGUAAAUCGCGCAUCUAUUUGCUCGAAAUAUCCCGCUAUGAAGUGGAACUUGAGAAUUUCAGUGGUCAUCAAUCGAUUCAUAUGGCUCAAAUGGAGGAAAGCUGGCGGGAGAAAUCUCAGAACAUUCAAACGACUGUUCAAAAAAGAACCGAGUUGAUUUUGGGCCGUUUGGAUGAGAAAUAUUGUUUGGAAGAAGAGCAACUUCAUACCAAAAUCCAAACCUUGGAAAGACGGAUAGCUUCCCAAAACCAAGUCUUCACGGAACUAUCCAAGGAGUUGGAAGCCUCCAAGCUGAAAUUAGAGCAGGCGGAACGAUCUUUGGACACCGAGAGGCAAGACAAUGCGAAGCAUAGACAGGAGUCGUCCAAUUUGAACAAUAACCUAAGCCGCGCUGAAGCUCAACGAUGUCAUUUGGAAGAGCUGACAACGCGACUUGCGAAAGAAAAUUUCAAGUUGGAGGAGAGCAAAUCGAAAAUUGAUGCUGAUAAGAUGUCAUUGAAAAAUCAAUACGUCGCUUUAUCGGAAGAAUUGUGCCGCCAUCAAAACCUUCUUAACCGGGCAAACCAGGAUGCUGACAGCUUAAACGUGAGAUUACGAGAUCAAGAAUCGGUUAUUUGCGGACUCCAAGCUUGUGAAGCGGCCAACAAGUCCAGCAAUUUGGAGCUUGUCGUAUUGAAACAGCAAAUCGAUCAAAUUGAACAGAAGAACUUAGCGCUAGCAAACCAAAAGGCUUGCACCAAUUUACAUGUAUCCGAAUGUCACCUGAAGAUCGAGAACUUGGAAUCCAAACAAGAAGAAAUGAUGCACAUUUCGACUCAGGAUUCGGACUCAGCUAGGCAGUUGUAUCGCGAGACUCUAGUGCUAAAAGAGACAAUCCAAAAGGCCGGAGCCGACUUGGACGACAUGAGGCGAGAAAAUAGCUUGAUUCGAAAGGAUAUUUCUUCGAAGGAAGAUCAACUGCUUAUAGCAGCAGGAUCCGAAGCUCAACUCAAGGAAAAGGUAGAAGGACUCUUAGCGGGCGCCGAACAACUGGGAAACACCAACAAAGAACUUCAAAGUCGAUUAGACUGUACGCAAGAUAAAUGGGAAGACUCAAGGAGCCGAGAAAACGUGCUCACGGGUCAGGCUCAUGUUCUUCGGGAAAACUUGAACGAAGCUCACGCCACUCAAAAUGUUCUGAAUUACGAAAUUAAUAAGCUCCAGGAACAAGUUGCUGAUCUUGGCGUCAAAAAUUCUGAAGCCCAAAUGGCCGGAGAAUUGCGCCACUCGAUGGAAGCAAUCAACCGGCUCAAUGAAACAGUGAGCCAACAAAUACAAAAACGGGAAGAAUUCGACCAGCUUCAGAACGCGCGCCUGGAGAGUGAAAAGAGAUACAUAAGUAUGCUAGAGGAAUCUAAAGGCCUGAACGCCCUGGUGGAAAAACAUGAAAAAGAAGAAGCGAGCCUCCAAGAAAGCUUGAAGGCCACGAAAGAAGAACUCGAGCGUUCUAAGAUUGAAAUGAUGGAUCUCAAAACUUCACACGCUGCUCAAGUCUCCACUGCAGCGGAGAUACUUCAUGAAACGGAGAAACAAGCUUCGGAAUCACGAAAGCAAGCAGUCUACUUUCCAGGCGUCCGCGGCAAGGGAGAAGGCGGUGGCUACUUUAGAGCGCAAGUACGAAACUGCAACGAAAAGAAACGACUAGCAAAACAGCUAGGCGACAGCGAAAGUCGUUUACUGGCUAUCUCCGCAGAAUUGGCAAAAUCCAAAGGGAAACCUAGCUUAGAAGAAAUCUUCUCAAGUUCGGAGUACAACGAUCAAAUGUCGCGGCCCUCAGCUCCCAAGACAGACGAAUCUUCUUCGACAAGGAAACGCAGGGGGGAUGAUGAAAAGAAGCCUACGAAAGGGAAAAAAUCAAAGUCUAACUCGACUUUGACUAAGAAGAAGGCAUGA
This is a messenger RNA of Puccinia triticina, 3417 nucleotides long. RefSeq lists its product as uncharacterized. The record is from RefSeq and is a predicted model, not a curated record. Lineage: Eukaryota; Fungi; Basidiomycota; Pucciniomycetes; Pucciniales; Pucciniaceae. The transcript has 18 exons. Bases 1 to 3417 code for a protein of 1138 amino acids.